UGUUGAUUUUUACACAGCGGACAGCGUGUUUGGAACGAAUUUCAAGAUGUCGAAGAGAAAAGUUCGUUUCACUGAAGAAGACGAGAAUUUGAGGGAAGAGCAAGAGUCGUCGAGGCGUUUUAAAGUUAAGCAUUCCCUAGAUAGCGACGAAGAAGAAGAGGYCGACAAGGAAGAUAGUAAAGCGUAUAAUAUUCUUACAGAAGAUGAUGUUGAAGGUCAAGAAGAGGAUACGAUCGAUCACGAUGGAGAAAUUAAAAUCACACCUUUUAACCUUAGAGAAGAGAUGGAAGAUGGUUAUUUUGAUUCUGAAGGGAACUACUUUGAACGGAAAGACAAGGAGAUCCGUGAUGACUGGCUAGACUCCGUGGACUGGGUUAAAGUAAAAGAGCUCCAAAAGGGCAAAGAUGACAGCAUGGGAGAGUCGUCAGACCAGUUCGAAGACGCAAAUGAAAUAAAUACUUCAGAGUAUUUGGAGCAAAUCGUAGCUUUACUAAAGCCUCGGGAAACCAUUCUAUCUGCUCUAAGGCGACUCGGUGGGAAGCCUUCAUCAGCUAGUGACAGAUUAAAAGCUAAGAAAAAGAAAACCGAUGAUAAUGAUGAGCAAAWCAUCGAAAAAAAUAAAGAAAACUUGUUAAAGUUGACUGAACUUGCUGACGGACUGUUGAAUUCAGGAGAAUUUGACAUUUACCAAGCAACAUAUGAGAAACUUCAGUACAGACUGAAAGCAUUAGCAGASCAGCCUGUUGAUGAUGAUGAUGCUUUAGAAGCGGCAUACAAUUCCAAAYGUGAUGCUGAAGAGAAAAAAUCAGCAACCGCCAGCACAGCUAUUGAUAGUGAAGUGUACUGGCAGUACAAGUGGGAUAAUGAAAAAAAUUCUGAAUUGUAUGGACCAUUUUCAUCCUCAGAAAUGCUUGACUGGACAAAUCAGGGAUAUUUCAAAGAUGGUGUGCUUGUCCGUAAACUUGUCAAUAAGUGCACUGAAGGAGAAGGACAGUUUUAUAACUCCAAAAGAAUAGAUUUUGAGCUUUAUACUUGAAACUYGCUGGCAUUGUACUAUAUAAUACUACAAACUACAUGCUAAAUUAACUACAAAUAUCUUUGUAUUAUUACUCCCUAACUCUAACUCACUGCUGUAAAGUAUAACAGUCCUUUUUCUGAUAUAAUCUCUAUAAUAAGUUAUGACAGGGUGGAAAAGUGCCAUUUUUAAGGAAAAUUAGAGUGAAUGCAAUUAAUCAGUUAAAAAGUGUACUUACAAAUUUAUUAAAUAGACCUUUUUACUAAUACGACUGCCAUCUUGAAUUUUAAAGAAAUUAUGGGGUGUUCAGGGGGYAAAGCACACAUUYUCAUGCUGGUAGGAUAGAAUAGRAUUGAAAUAUUUUUUUCACUAAUAAUUUUGUGCUUCAAAACUUAAAUUCUUCUAAACAUUUUAAAUGUAUUGUUUAUCACAUUUGAAGAUAUGAUAUGAACCUCAGAAUUUUAAAAAGCCCUAGAUUCUAUGAAUAGUUUCUUACUGAAUCAACACUUAAAGCAAUAAAAUUCAAGAUGGUGGCCGUAUUACUAAAAAGGUCUAUUUUGUACAUCUUAGUUAAGGUAUUUAGAAAGAACAAGGGAUGGACAAGGAUGCUUUGCUUUAGUUGCAGAAUAGAGUAUUUGRUGUU
Molecule: messenger RNA, 1658 nt
Organism: Exaiptasia diaphana
Lineage: Eukaryota; Metazoa; Cnidaria; Anthozoa; Actiniaria; Aiptasiidae
Product: CD2 antigen cytoplasmic tail-binding protein 2
Exons: 1
Coding region: 47-1036 (329 amino acids)
Cellular component (GO): U5 snRNP
Molecular function (GO): protein binding
Source: RefSeq, a predicted model, not a curated record